AUGGCACUCCUAAAUCACAACUCUGUGGCUCUCAUCACAGCCAGCUCUGCAGGCCUCGGCGCCGAAACCGCACGAGUCCUAGCAUCAAGCGGUGUCCGAGUUAUCAUAAACUACAACUCCAGUGAUCAGAAAGCACUAUCUCUCAUUAAGGAAUUAGAAACCCUUCAACCAGUCUCUACUGGGAAUGAGAGACAGAACCCGCGUUUCCAUGCCAUUAAAGCCGAUGUUUCACAGAAGGCUGAGCUUGUUCGACUUGUUGAGGAAGCUGUGGAGUGGACUAAAUUAAGAAACUUCCUCGAUCUCGACGAUAACAUGGAAGAAGGUGACUGGGAUAAGUGCUUCAACAUGAACGUCAAAUCACAUCUCUUCCUCUUCCAUGCGGCAAGGAAGCAUUUGGAAAACACAGAAGGCUCUUUUAUUACCACUGCUUCUCUCGCGGGUGUGAUGCCAAGUGGAAGUUCUAUAGCAUAUUCUGUGACCAAAGCUGCGCAGAUACACCUGGCUAAAGCACUCGCUAUGGCAGCGGCCCCCAAGAUUCGGGUUAAUUCUGUCUCGCCGGGCUUGUUACUCACAGAGUGGGGUCUUCAAUUCCCACAAGAUAAAAUUGAUCAAACCACAGAACGAAGUCUUCUAAAGAGAGUUGCCAUUGUUGAGGAUGUUGCUAGGCAGAUCGUGUGCUUAGCGAAUAGUUCCUCUCAGACUGGUACAAAUACGGUUAUUGAUGGUGGAAGAGCGCUUGGAUAA
Messenger RNA from Venustampulla echinocandica, 744 nucleotides. RefSeq names its product NAD(P)-binding Rossmann-fold containing protein. The record is from RefSeq and is a predicted model, not a curated record. Bases 1 to 744 code for a protein of 247 amino acids. The transcript is spliced from 5 exons. NCBI's taxonomy places the organism in Eukaryota, Fungi, Ascomycota, Leotiomycetes, Helotiales, Pleuroascaceae.